AAGUGUUUGAUGUUAUAUUCUUCGCAAAAAGACUCAAGCCGCUUGCCUUCGAACUGGCGACCAUUAUCGGUGAUAAUCGAGUUCGGUACUCUGAAACGGCAAAUGACGGACUUCCAUAUGAAGUCAACAACUUUUUGUUCGGUUAUCAUGGCCAAUGGUUCGGCUUCAGCCCAUUUAGUAAAGUAGUCGACCUCAACUACGGCAAAUCGGACGCCGCCUUUUCCAGCGACUGUAACAUCCCUUCUUCACGUAUCAAGACAACACUGAUCGCCAAAUCACUAACUCCGAGGUACAAGAACAACAUUUUCUCGGGUUUCGGCUUCUGUAAUGUCGGAGGGGAAGCAAGAGUUUCCUUAAUGCUGGUGAGUGUGUUUUGGCAUUCUUCGGUCCAUUCAAAGUGUUUUACUUUCUUGAUUGCUUCGAAAAAAGGUUUGCAACGAUCUGUAGACUUAGAGAUGAACCGAUUAAGCGCGGCAAAUCGGCCAAUGGACGGUAAUUUGCAUCAGACUAGGAGAUCGGCUUUGUUUGCGUCCUCGGGAGUUUAUAGUUAUUUCGGUGUUGAUCGUCUCCGUGGUAAACAUGAACACUUCUUUGUCUCCUUAUCGGAUGCGUUUUGGCAUAGCACCUCGGUCUUCAUCCUCAUCUUCAUCAUAGGAUUCAAUUGGACGUCCCGGACCCUGUUUCUGGACAUCAGAGUUACGAUAAAACUUCUGGA
Molecule: messenger RNA, 715 nt
Organism: Striga hermonthica
Lineage: Eukaryota; Viridiplantae; Streptophyta; Magnoliopsida; Lamiales; Orobanchaceae
Source: the annotation of a GenBank genome assembly